AUGAGCGAAGUUGCGACAAACGCGCCUGUUCCCAGCACACUCGUCUUCCUUCACGCAGUGGCAUCUCUUGCCUCGGGGACUAAGGUGAGAUUCUUGGGUUGUAUUGUACAGUACGAUAGUGCCCGAAGCCAGAUCCUCCUCGAGCAUGCAUUUCCCAAGGACAUUAGCCCAGUCCCACGCAUAUGGGUAGAUAUCACUCUUGUCCUCGAAACAACAGAGUCGACUACGCUUGCGUUAGGCACUUGGAUCAACGUAAUCGGAUAUGUUCAGGCAACGCCGCGACCGAUCCGGAGAAAGAGUGGAAAUCGCUUCCAACGUGCCGCCCAAUCUCUGCAAGCCGUCCUGAUUUGGGAUGCCGGCGCUGUGAGAAUAGGAGAAUAUGAAAAUACACUGGAGGAGAUGAUGCGUACAAAGCAGCGAUUGGAGUCUGUCGGCACUUAG
Molecule: messenger RNA, 441 nt
Organism: Cladophialophora carrionii CBS 160.54
Lineage: Eukaryota; Fungi; Ascomycota; Eurotiomycetes; Chaetothyriales; Herpotrichiellaceae
Exons: 2
Coding region: 1-441 (146 amino acids)
Biological process (GO): telomere capping
Cellular component (GO): CST complex
Molecular function (GO): single-stranded telomeric DNA binding
Source: RefSeq, a predicted model, not a curated record